This is a messenger RNA of Haliaeetus leucocephalus (bald eagle), 3512 nucleotides long. It is a transcript of the gene IPCEF1, whose product is annotated as interaction protein for cytohesin exchange factors 1. The transcript is spliced from 12 exons. Lineage: Eukaryota; Metazoa; Chordata; Aves; Accipitriformes; Accipitridae. The record is from RefSeq and is a predicted model, not a curated record. Bases 348 to 1637 code for a protein of 429 amino acids.
CCGAGAGGCCAGCUAGGAAGACAAAUACACCAUUCCUUCCCAUGUUUGAAAAAGUGCAUGUUGAAAGUUGUGUCAUCAACCCCUCUCCUCCCAAAGGCGGUGAGCGUGGGCUCCUGCAACUGCUUGCUCAGAGCUGUCAACGCCUGUAACCUGCUGCUCUUGGGCUUCCUGGCUGGACUGACAGGACCUGGCCGUGAUCCAAGCAGGGCGAUGUCUCCAGUCCCUUUCUGUCUCCAGGAUGGGAGCAAUGAACCUUGUUCCAGUUUUUCCUGGCCCUCUCACAAAUGGAGUCAGAAGUUGUCUUUUUUAAUUGCUUGCAGCCUUCCCACUAAGCUUUGAAACCAUUCAUGGAAGCUGACAGCAAUGCUUUCGUUCCUUUGCGUCAGAAGACAAAAAAGAAAAGUCAAGGGUUCUUUAUAAUGAGUCGACGGAGGAUAUCGUGUAAAGAGCUGGGGCAAGCCGAUUGCCAAGGAUGGCUCUACAAAAAGAAGGAAAAAGGAGCUUUCAUUGGCAACAAAUGGAAAAAGUUCUGGUGUGUGCUGAAGGAGUCAUCGCUGUAUUGGUACAGCAGUCAGCUGGCUGAAAAGGCAGAAGGAUUUAUCAGACUUCCAGACUUCAGUGUGGACCGAGCAAUUGAAUGCAAAAAAAAGCAUGCUAUUAAGAUCAGCCACCCACAGAUCAAGACAUUUUAUUUUGCGGCAGAAAAUGUUCUGGAAAUGAACACGUGGCUAAGUAAGCUGGGGAUGGCUGUAGACCCUCAGGCACCCAAUGGGAAGAAUGAGGAAGAAUGCUACAGCGAAAGUGAACAUGAUGAUCCAGAAAUAACAGACACACCACCUCCCCCCUACACAGUCCAGCCACCACCUCCUCCUUCGCAGGAUCAGCAGAAGUCUUCUUUCACCUCGACUCUGUCAAGUGAAGCAUCUUGUUCUCUCUCCUCUCCUGAAAGCACUUUCAACUCCCAAGAGUCAUCUUCUUCCUUGACAUCCAAAGUGGUUUAUUCCGAGAGGCAGUCCUGGCUUGACCUAGUUAACAGCUCUGCCACAGAAGAGGGUGAUCAGCCAUUAACUUUCUGCGUACAGAUUCACUCUGAUGAGCCACCAGAAGUAGACUGUGGAGAUGCGGCAGAAAGCCAGGAGGGCCAGCUUUCCAGACCCAGUGGUGGAUCCCAAAACUCUUUUUUAGGUCCGGAUACACAUUGUCUAGCUGUGCCAGAUGCAACAGGACAGAGAUCACUAGCCAAAGAACAGGAAAAAUGUGAUGAUGAUGAGAUGGAGCGACUUUACAAGUCAUUAGAACAAGCAAGCCUGUCUCCCAUUGGUGAUCGUCGGCUGUCAACAAAGAAGGAGCUUAGGAAGUCAUUUAUCAAACGCAGCAAAAACCCCUCCAUUAAUGAGAAACUCCACAAAAUUCGAAUGCUGAACAGCACAUUAAAGUGUAAGGAACAUGACCUGGCCACAAUUAACCAGUUGCUAGAUGACCCAAAGUUGACGGCAAUGAAGUACAGAGAAUGGAGGAACACAAACAUCAUGCUGGUUCAAGAUAUUUAUCAGCAGCAGGAGGUCCAGGACAUGUCCACAGAGAAUAGUGAGGAGCAAGAGAUGACUCCACAGCCUAUUGCUGAAAGUGCUAUCUGAGGCCAUGGUUCAAUGGUUCAUAGCAAGAUUUUUCUCCAUGGGUCUUCACGUACAGGCACUUUAAACUGCUGCAUUUUGAGGUUUGUUUUUUCCAAGUGUUCUGCGAAAGGAAAACAACCCCUUCUCCAAAGCUUUAAUUCCUCUUGCAAAACUCAUGUCAAAAAGGCAAACCCCUCAAAUUAAAAAAGCAUGCCUGAACCUGGGCUGCAUACCUAAGAAGAGUAUUUUGUGAAGCAGCAAAGAAAUGUUUUUCCAUCUUUGGAGAAGUAAAUUAAACAUGUCCAACUCCUGGAAGUCACAGAACUGUAUAUGUACUGUAUAAAUGUGGGAUCUUUGGGGUUGUUUUAACCAUGUAACUUACUGUUAAAGGAAGCUAAAACAAUGCCAACAGGAUGUAGUCUACUCUCUACCUUUUUACCCUGUAAGGUAACCUAAUGUAUGCAUUUUCAUCUCUACCUUCAUUCACUUUCAUCACUCUACCAGUUUAGACUGAGUCAACUAGAAUAGUAAUUAUGCAUGCGUUUAUACUACAGACAGCUGUCAGGCACCCUGUUUGUGCUCUGCCUGACGUUUUAUGAGUUUCAAAUUUAUUUAUGGGCCAGACCAAGGUACUGUCUUUCUACAUGAAGAAGAGAAGGUCUCAGUGUUUGCUAACACGUAAUUUACUCUUCUGUGAGGCAGCUAAUGCUUCAACAAGUUUCAACUUUUCUUACGGACUUGGCAGAAUUCCUUGGAAGAUUAUUUUCUUCUUUCUUAUUUUUGACAAUUGUAAAUAUAUAAGGUACAAGUUCAUCCCAGAUUCCUACGUAGGAAGAUGAUCAAGUUCACAAGGCAGAAGCUAAAUAAUGAAAUUCCUGAUGUGGACCUGAAAGUGUAAAACAUAGCUGCAAAUAUUUUUGUAAAUAUAUGUCAUUUUAUGGCUUAUAUGAAUGUGACUAUGUACUGUGUAUAUGUUUUAUUUAUAUAUUUAUAUAUGCUGAAUUUCCUAAUGUAGACAGGCACACAUGGUCCGGACCCACCUAGAUGAGAGUGCUUACAGGUUGACUUGAAAUGCCUCUUUGUUAUUUGUUCCAUUAUGAAUCACAGUGGCUCUACAACAGAGACUAUCCUGGGACAUCUGCUAUAACUUUUUAUUCUGUCUUUCUAGCUUUGAGUUUUAGAUGAAGAAAAUCUGUACAACUUAGGGCAGGAAAAUAAGUUUUCUGGGAAGUUUCAGGAUUUCCCUUUGGGCAAACAAAAAUAAUUAUGUUAAGAGUUUUUGCUGCAGGAUCAUGACUUUUUGGCUUCAUUGUGCUCAGUACAAGGUUUGGAGUUUUUGCCUUCCCAUCUUCUGCAUGUGUACAAAUACGAGGCACUUUGCAGAGUGCUGAAUUUUGAAAAGCAAGAACUAGCCCAUUGUUCUCAAAUUAAUGCCACUACAGGAACUGUGGCAAUCUGCACUUCUGUUGGCUAUUGUGUAAAGAUAUUCUUUGUCAUUAUUUUUCAACACAGUUUUAUCUUUUAAAGCAAAUUACACUAUACAGAUGCAGCCAUAUUCACCUGUCUUUAUACAUUAUAUGUUUUAUCAUAGCUUGACUGAGAGAACAAAAGUUAAUAGUGUUAGUAGGAACACGUGAAAUCUUUUCCACCUAUGUAGUGAUAAGUCUGACUGUUGAUUUUGCAUUUUUAACACUCGGCAGCUUUCCUUUUAAAAUAGAGACAUGAAAUUAUGUCCCAAUGUAUCCAAAAAUGGCAGUUAAGGCUGCGUUGAGUGUGAGAACUGAGGAGCAGACGGUAAGCCAUAAAACAGGAAAAUCAUCAUAUGAGCAGUACUAAUUCUAAGUAGAAGUUGCUAGAAAUUAAGAAAGAUCAAUAGCUGGUGCAACUUGGUUUAGA